AUGCCGAUCCAGGGAGAUGGUCACACAUCUCGGGCGUUUCUAUGGGCGGGUGAUGCUUCAAAGGCGCUCGAUGUGAUCUUCCACAAGGGAACUGACGGUGAGACGUACAAUAUCUCCUCCAAUGACCACUCCCGAGUCCGAGAGGUGACAGAGAAGAUAUUUCAACUCUUCCAUCUGGAUAGGACCCAUGAGUUCGACGACUGGAUUAAGUUUCUACGUGCGCUUGGAUGGAAACAGCGGAUGAAUUUUGACGAGGCAUUAUGGGUGACUGUCGGCUGGUAUUGUCAGGACAGCGAGGGCGUUUGGCUAAAUUGUGAUGGCUCGGCGAGUACCGUCGUCGUUGAUGGCGAUAUUGUUAUUGCCGGAGGCGACCAUAUUCGAGCUGUAUAA
Molecule: messenger RNA, 390 nt
Organism: Aspergillus bombycis
Lineage: Eukaryota; Fungi; Ascomycota; Eurotiomycetes; Eurotiales; Aspergillaceae
Exons: 2
Coding region: 1-390 (129 amino acids)
Source: RefSeq, a predicted model, not a curated record